Molecule: messenger RNA, 537 nt
Organism: Armigeres subalbatus
Lineage: Eukaryota; Metazoa; Arthropoda; Insecta; Diptera; Culicidae
Exons: 2
Coding region: 97-384 (95 amino acids)
Source: RefSeq, a predicted model, not a curated record
GCGAUGCCGUUCGGUAUCAGUUGCGCAGAUCUUGCUCUCGAGAACAGUUCUUGAAACAUCAAGUGUUUGUAGUGAGCUAAAUUUAAACGGUUCGAGAUGAAGGUGGUUGCUGUUUUCGUUAUUUUGGCAGUGUUCUGCAUGACGGAGUUUGCUGCUGCGGCUCCCACUUUUGAAGGGGAACGCGUCAAACGGAGCGCUCAAGAGCCGGAGCCAACUGGAGAUGCUCCAGACACUGGAUCGGAGGAUGAUAAACCGGAAGGGGAGGUAGAGGAAGAUAGCAGUACCGGCGAUGAAACCGAAGUUGGGGAUGACCACGAGCAUGGGGAGGAUUGUCAUCACGAUGAGGAUACAGAGCAACCCGAAGUAGGGCAAACAAUAGAAUAAACCCGAGCUAAGUGCUGAAAUCGCAUCCACAUAAAAAUAGUGAUGAUUUUUUUUUGGCAUACAAUCGCUAAAUUACGUAUAAUCGUACAAUUCCGUAUUACAUAGCUGUAAGAACAAAUAAAAACUAUUAUUAUGUAGCAUAUAAUUAUAAAA